Molecule: messenger RNA, 1070 nt
Organism: Gossypium raimondii (Peruvian cotton)
Lineage: Eukaryota; Viridiplantae; Streptophyta; Magnoliopsida; Malvales; Malvaceae
Exons: 4
Coding region: 450-773 (107 amino acids)
Source: RefSeq, a predicted model, not a curated record
ACAAGCUUUUAUUCAUAAAUAUUUGUGGGAUAUUGAUGUGUGUAUGAGCAUGACCAUAUAUGCAGCAUGAAGCUGGCAUUUGGCGGUGUUUGUGGGUGUGAUGAUGGUGAUGAGUUAUAGCUGCAUGGCAAGGCCAAGGAGAGGCAUGAUCGGUGGAAUCUACAGGCAGGAACAAGGGCAUCAUGUCGCUGUUGAAGGAAGGAGGAGGAACACAGUUGAGAAAAAUAUAGACAACCACCACAACAUUCCUGGCAAAAAUACGAUGAUUGGGGUAACAAUUCUCCAGGUGGUGGUGAUAACGGCGAUGAUGGGGGUGGAUAAUAAUAUAUACAUGACAAUUAGUUAAUCGAUAUUUACUCUGAUGCUUUUGAACUUGCCUUCAAAAAAGAGUAGGUUCAAUACCUGGACUGGAUGGUUGGUUGUAAUGUAUCUCUUAGUACAAGCCUUGUAUGCAUAAGACCAGUAACUACUUGUCUACUGACAUAUGUUUUGCCGGAAAAUCCUGCACCGGAGCUUCCCUUGGUAUUUUACCAAUAAAGGGAGUUUCAACCAUGUACAUUUUGAGGCACUAUAGCUGGAGAAUGUUACUGGGAGCAAUAAUUUGCAUCCAUGGUCAGCAAGCUUUUAGCCACCAAGAAGAUAUAAAGCAAGAACUGCAUCCGCCAGCCGAACAAGCAAGGCCAAAGCCAAAUGCCGACCUAAGAAGGGCGCUUGCGGGUGAGUUUCUAGUUUCCCGACGGGUCGAUGGGGUGCAGGCAGAGAAGAGGAAUUAAAGAUACAAACAAAAAAAUGGUCCAUAUUGUAAAUUGUAAAAUAAUCCGAGUUCGAAAACACUAGGAAAGUGAAACUGGAAGCCGUAUAAUGGAUAGUUACACUCAGAUCAAAAGCUGUUCGAUCAACAGACGACGCAAAUUGAGCUGAUAAUAAUCCUUGAGCAAUUAUCUUUUUUACAAAAAGAUAUACAUGUAAUAAAUAUAUUUAUUUAACAAGUUCGUGGGUAUUAGGUUCUCACUACUCGGCUAGGCUUUAGGCUUUUGGGCUGGACGACAAUUCAAGUGAACUUUUUCUUA